CCUCAACCAUCCUCGGGUAGACAUUUUGCUUUUCCAUUAAUCCAGUGGCUUAGACUCCGGAACGCGAUGUCCUGCGGUGACAGAAACGGGAAAACGUGAGACAGCGUCUUCUUCCCUGAAGGGAGGUGGGCCCGAGAUUCGACAGUGGCGUUGUCGGAGUAACCUAGCCGCUGGGUGUGGCCCUUGACGGCUGACCCCAGGUUCCCUCACUUGUCGCCACCCUUCCGUAGUUCACUGGCCUGAUGGCGGCGGCUGCGCCGAUGGGCCAGGCACAGGUUCCCCUGAACUCGGAAGUUAUUAUGGACCCUAAACAGGGGCAGGUGAACUUUGAGGACGUGUUCGUGUACUUCUCCCAAGAGGAGUGGGUGCUCCUUGAUGAGGCUCAGAGGCUCCUGUACCGUGAUGUGAUGCUGGAGAACUUUGCACUUAUGGCCUCUCUGGGUUGUUGGCCUGGAAUGAAGGAUGAAGAGAUACCUUUUGAGCAGAGCUUUUCUAUAGGAUUGUCACAGAUCAGGAUUCCUAAGGGAAGUCCGUCUACUCAGAAGGCUUAUCCCUAUGGGACAUGUGGCCUGGUCUUAAAAGACAUUUUGCACUUGGCUGAGCACCAGGAAACACACCCAGGGCAGAAACCAUACAUGUGUGUCCUGUGUGGGAAACAGUUCUGGUUUAGUACAAACCUCCACCAGCACCUGAAGCAACACAGUGGAGAGAAACCCUUUAGAAGGGAUAAGAGCAGGGCCUUUCUUGUGAACAACUGCCCUGUCCAAUCAUCAGAGAUGUCUUUUGUGACAGAGGCUUGUAAGGACUUCCUAGGCAGCUCAAGCAUUUUCCAGCACCAUGUCCCUCACAAUGAAUGGAAGCCACACAGCAGCACCAAGUGUGAGGAGGCCUUUCAACGUGGAAAAAGGCAUUACAAAUGCAGUGAAUGUGGGAAAACCUUCAGCCGCAAGGACUCACUCGUUCAACACCAGAGAGUCCACACUGGAGAAAGGCCUUAUGAGUGCGGUGAAUGUGGGAAAACCUUCAGCCGCAAACCCAUACUUGCUCAGCACCAGAGAAUCCACACUGGAGAAAUGCCUUAUGAGUGUGGCAUUUGUGGGAAAGUUUUUAAUCAUAGUUCUAACCUGAUUGUACAUCAAAGAGUACACACUGGAGCAAGGCCUUACAAGUGCAGUGAAUGUGGGAAAGCCUAUAGCCACAAGUCUACACUUGUUCAGCAUGAGAGUAUCCAUACUGGAGAAAGGCCUUAUGAGUGCAGUGAAUGUGGAAAAUACUUUGGUCACAAAUACAGACUCAUUAAACACUGGAGUGUUCAUACUGGAGCAAGGCCUUAUGAGUGCAUUGCAUGUGGAAAGUUCUUUAGCCAAAGCUCUGACCUUAUUGCACAUCAAAGAGUUCAUAAUGGUGAAAAGCCUUAUGUGUGCAGUGAAUGUGGAAAAGCCUUUAGCCACAAACAUGUACUUAUUCAGCAUCACAGAAUUCACACUGGAGAAAGGCCAUAUAAGUGCAGUGAAUGUGGGAAGGCCUUCAGGCAGAGGGCUUCCCUCAUCCGACAUUGGAAAAUUCACACUGGAGAAAGGUCUUAGGCUGGAAGACAGAUACUCCAUUUUUUUUGUUUAACAUAAUAACUGACCCCAGAGAGAAGCGCCAAGAGUAGUAGUCUUUCUGUAUAGCCAGCAGCCAAAAGUAGAACUUUAUACACUCAAACACUCACUCUAGGGAGGUUCUCAGUGCCAGCUAUAUGGGAAGCUUUCUGGAGCUAUGCUGAAUUUCUAAACCCUUGCUGGAAUUUCAUCGAGGCAAUGCCUCUGAUAGAAGCCAUCUGUCUUUGUGCUGGAAGAGUCCUGCAUUGUGCAAAAGUAACCCUAAUGUGCUUCAGAAGGCAGACCUCUGUGCUUCUCCCUUCCCUCGAGGGAAUCGUCAGUAGCCUGUGGCCAUCAAGGAUUCUCACUUUUUUUUUUUUUUUUUUUUGAGAUGGAGUUUAGCUCUUGUUACCCAGGCUGGAGUGCAAUGGCACGAUCUCGGCUCACCGCAACCUCCGCCUCCUGGGCUCAGGCAAUUCUCCUGCCUCAGCCUCCCGAGUAGCUGGGAUUACAGGCACGCGCCACCACACCCAGCUAAUUUUUUGUAUUUUUAGUAGAGACGGGGUUUCACCAUGUUGACCAGGAUGGUCUCAAUCUCUUGACCUCGUGAUCCACCCGCCUCGGCCUCCCAAAGUGCUGGGAUUACAGGCGUGAGCCACCGUGCCCGGCCGGAUUCUCACUUUUUUUCUGCCCCACAACUGGUUUAAGCAUGAGCAUGAUCCAGUUUUAGCCAGAAAGAUAGAUAGGAGCUUUGUUCUGCUGACCACUAGCAGAGGUUUCCCUUCUUCAUGGAUAUGGUUGAUCUCACAUGGCACUUCUGAUGGAUUUGUUCAGCCUCUAAGACAUAUAACCUGAAAUUGGCUGCGUCAUAUUCUGGUUUUGCGGCAAAUGCCUUAAUUUUUAGACUAUCGUAAAUCUUGGGGAUUCUGUUUGCUUUGUGGGUCAGGUUGAGAAAAGCACUGGGCUAAGCCAGUAUGAAGGGAUGAACAGCUUUUGUGAGCGCUCCAACUAUUUGUAUCUGAGGUGAUAGUAGGAUGGCAAAGAAUAGCUCUUGUCCUACUGUCAGCCUAACUUGCUUUGCUGCUUAAGGAAAGAAUGCCAGUCUUUGCAGCCCUAAUCUUUUGGUCUGUAUGUCAGGAUUUUUGCCUAAUUGAGGUCACCCUAAGCAGUGGGCAUUUGUUGUGAUAAUCUCUAGUGUAUCUGGGAGCCACGUGAAUUAGGUCCCUUGUUCCCAGAAUAUAUUUCUUAUUCCCAAGGCUUCUUAAGGAAGAUUUGAACUCGUGGGACCUGUCAAGAUCUCUGAAAUCCGUUUUUCAGUAGGAAGUUGACACUGGCUGUCCUCCAAAAGGCCCAGGUAGGAAUCAUAGUUGGUGCAGAGACCCAAAUGAUUAAGGGGAUGGGAAAACUGCAGCAAACCGUAGGGAAUAUGACCCUUCUAAAGGUACAUCCACAUGUGUUUCCAUUACUCUGGCUCUACUACGAGGGUUUACAAAAAUAUUCCCAUACCUGUGUCUCUUAUGGCUGAGAUUACUGUCCAGAAGCCAGUCUAAACAUUUUUGCAAUAAAGUGCACAUAUUUAUAGUGUACCGUUUGAUAAGUUUUGAUAGACUUCCUUCCCCAAAGUUUCCUGAUUCCCUUUAUAUUUUCCCACUUUCCUUCGCCCAUUCCCCAGGCAGCCAUUGAUCUGUUGUCACUGUAGAUUUAUUUGUCUUUCCCAGAAUUCGACAGAGAUACAGUAAUUUAAUAUGUACUCUAAUGUUCCUGAUUUCUUAAACUCUGAAAUUAUUUUAUGGUUCGUAAUGGUGUUCUGUGAUUCAUAGUUCAUUUCUUCUCAUUUAUACUUUGCUAAGAGUAUUCCAUUGUAGAGAAAUAGUUCCAAAGCAAGUGAUCCAGGAGAGAACUCACACAAGAACGAAGCCACUUUGAGACCAGCCUGGUUGACAUAGUGAAACCCCAUCUCUACUAAAAAUACAAAAAACUAGCUGGGUGUGGUGGCAGGUACCUAUAAUCCCAGAGGGCUGUACACAUUAUAUAUACAUCUGCCUGUCUACGUGUGUGUGUCUCUGUCUCUCUGGGACUGAAAUGUGUUUGUAGGAUGUCUUGUAACUACAAGUUUGAUUUCCAUGGUAGAUGGAGGGCUGUACUAGUUAUAUACACAUCUGUCUGUCCAUCCGUCUGUCUGUCACUCCAUCUGUCCAUCUCUGAGCUUUGAGUGAGCUUUGAUGGUCUGUGUCUUUCAAGGAGUUUGUCUGUUUCACUUAAGUACUCAAAUUUUUCAAAAUAUUGUUUUCAUACUUGUAGAAUUUGUAAUGGUGCUACCUCUUCUAUUCCUGAUACUGGUAAUGUCUAUAUUUCUUUUUAACCUUUAUUGGUUUGGGUAGAAAUUUAUUAAUUUUAUAAUUUUAUUUAUCUUAAAAUAGUUGGUAUUUUUGAAUUUUCUGUUUUCUGAUAUUUUGGGAUUUUUUUCCAUUUUGACUUUUACUAAUGCCUUCUGCUUUUAUUGGAUUUCAUCUCUUUUGCUACUUUUUUUUUUUUUUUUUUUUUGAGAUGGAGUUUUGCUCUUGUUACCCAGGCUGGGGUGCAAUGGUGCGAUCUCGGCUCACCGCAACCUCCGUCUCCUGGGUUCAGGCAAUUCUCCUGCCUCAGCCUCCUGAGUAGCUGGGAUUACAGGCACGUGCCAUCAUGCCCAGCUAAUUUUUUUGUAUUUUUAGUAGAGACGGGGUUUCACCAUGUUGACCAGUAUGGUCUCAAUCUCUUGACCUUGUGAUCCACCUGCCUCGGCCUCUUUUGCUACUUUUUAACAUGGAAGCUGAGGUCCUUCAUUUCAUACCUCUGUUUUUUUUUCCCUAAUAUGGGGGGGAAUGUUAAUGUUGAAAAUCUAAGAACUGCUUUAGUUACCUCCCACCAAGUUUGAUGUGGUUUCAUUUUAAUUGAGUUUAGAAUGUUUUCCAGUUAAAAAAAAAUUAUUCUUGACACAUGGCUCUUUUAAAAUGUAUGUUAUUUAAUUUCUAAAUAUUUGGAGAUUUUGCUUAUCUUUCUAGUAAUUCCUGCGUUAAUUGUAUUGUGGUCAGAGUAUAUUAAGACUUGAAUUAUUUACAUUUAUUGAAAUUUGCUUUGUGACCUAGAAUAUCAACUAUCUUGGUAUGAGUUACAUGUUCACUUGGAAUGUAUAUUGUACUCUCGUUUGAUGAAGGGGUUGUAUAAGUGUUGAUUAGGUAAAAAUGGCUGAUAAUGUUAUUUAAGUUUUUUUAUAUCUUUAUUGACAUUCUGUGUUUUUGUUCUGGUUCUAACAAUUGUUUUAAGAGGAUUGUUGCCUCUCUGAAUAUCAAGUUGGAUUUACUUCUCUGUGCAGUUCUGUCAGAUUUUGCUUCACAUAUUUUGAUGUCUUUUUAUCAGGUGAAUAAUAAAUAUUUCCUAUUUUAUGUCCA
Messenger RNA from Callithrix jacchus (white-tufted-ear marmoset), 5011 nucleotides. It is a transcript of the gene ZNF772, whose product is annotated as zinc finger protein 772. The record is from RefSeq and is a predicted model, not a curated record. Gene Ontology annotation, cellular component: nucleus. NCBI's taxonomy places the organism in Eukaryota, Metazoa, Chordata, Mammalia, Primates, Cebidae. Gene Ontology annotation, molecular function: DNA-binding transcription activator activity, RNA polymerase II-specific; RNA polymerase II cis-regulatory region sequence-specific DNA binding. Gene Ontology annotation, biological process: regulation of transcription by RNA polymerase II.